CAUCCCGUCUAGAAGUGACACCAUCUCACACCCAGUAUACCGGCAUCGGCAUCACCAUCACCAUCAGCAUCACCAUCACAAUGCCUCCAUCGGACACGGCCACGCAGAACACUCCGCUCGCGCCGAGCGUGGAGAAGGCAUACUACCGCAAAUGCAUCGAGCUCAAGCGCCGCCUCAACGAAGUGGAAGCGGCCAACGACGAGAUGAAGAUCCGCCGCGUGCGCCUGGACCGCGCCAUCACCAAGAUGCGCCUCGAGCGCGCCUUCCUCCUCGAGCAACUCAGCAAGCGCAUGCACGGCGACAUCGACGGCAGUGAGGGCAGCGCGGAUGAAGGCAUGGCCACUCCUCCCCUCGAUCGGCCGCACAGGGACAAGCGGAGGCGGCAUCAUGCGCCUUCGGGAGGUUCCAUCGUACCUCCUCAACAGCCGGUGCCCAUUGCAGCAUAUCCGGGGCCGGCGUCUGCUCCACCCUUGCAACCAAGGCUGCUGCCCCUGGAUCCAAGCGCCGCAGCAGGUAGUCCACCCCUCGUGCCUGGUCCGGGCGGUGUCAUGGUCCCCGCGAACGCGGUGAACCAAGACGGCCAAUACAUCUACCUACCCUCGACUGACCAUCCACUGCAACAUCCAGCCGCACUGCCACCUCCACCGCUUGGACAUCUACCGUCCCAACACGAAAGUCCGUACGGUCCACCUACCGGUGUGCCGACGACAGCCCGAGCCCAUCUGAACGGCACUUCCACUGAAGAGCACGAGCCUCAACCCAACAUCAACCGUUCCGAAGCUGCCACAGGCGAAGCUCUCACGGCCGGACCCACCAUACGCGAGGAAGCGAGUGGUGAACGGAGAAUCGUUGCCGACUCCACACCUGCUGCUGCAGAGACAGACCGUAUGGACACUUCCGGCAGCGGCGGCGCAGGCGCAGGCUUCACAGCGGUAAACCGGUAGCAACGGCCGCGCAAACUCCAGCCAUAUGAAAUCCGCCAGCCCUUCGCCGUACACCCCAGCAUCUCGCCGCCAUCCUCGCUGGCCCGUCUCCUACACCCCGACAGUCCCUUCACGCGAGGGACACCAGCCGACUUCG
Molecule: messenger RNA, 1080 nt
Organism: Baudoinia panamericana UAMH 10762
Lineage: Eukaryota; Fungi; Ascomycota; Dothideomycetes; Mycosphaerellales; Teratosphaeriaceae
Exons: 2
Coding region: 81-944 (287 amino acids)
Source: RefSeq, a predicted model, not a curated record